AGUUUGAGGCCAGCCUGGUCCACUUGGUGAGACCCUUGUCUAAAAAACAGGACAUUCCUUGGGCAGUAUUGUCCCCGUGGCCAGAUCUGCCUAGCGCUGCUCAGUUUGCAGCACUGGAGAACCCAGCUGCUACUUAGAGAGCCCCUCCCCAUUGCCUUGACCAACUAAGGCAGUUUGGUGUCCUUUUCUCUGCUUUGACCCACAGCAGGGUGGGGAGAGCCUGCCAGGGACCUGACACAGCCUUGAGAUUGCCAGCAGACACAACAAGGGGUGGGGGCCCUGGGGGAAGGAACCUCGCCAAGUAGAUACCCAGCCCCAACCUGCCACUAGGACCCUUCAUGCUCUGAACUUCAGUACGCUCUCUUCCUUCCUCAUGGAUCGCACUAUAGUGCUCAUUACCGGCUGCUCCUCCGGUAUCGGCUUGCACUUAGCUGUUCGUCUGGCUUCUGACGGGUCCCAGAGCUUUAAAGGUAUAGGAGGGGACCAGCAUAGAGGCCAGGGAGGAGCCCCCACAGGUAAGCAGGGUGAUGAGUCAUUUAUCCCCUCCCAAAUUUUAGUGUACGCCACAAUGAGGGACCUAAAGGCACAGGGACCACUGCUGGAGGCCGCCCGGGCUCGAGGAUGCCCUCCUGGCUCCCUGGAGACACUGGAAUUGGACGUCAGGGAUUCAGAUUCUGUGGCCGCUGCCCAGGGAUGUGUGACCGAAGGUCGUGUGGAUGUGCUGGUGUGUAAUGCUGGCCGGGGCCUCUUUGGUCCUCUGGAGGCACAUGAGCUGGACGCAGUGGGUGCUGUGCUGGACGUCAAUGUGGUCGGGACAGUUCGGAUGCUGCAGGCCUUUCUGCCAGACAUGAAGAGGCGCCAUUCCGGGCGUGUGCUAGUGACCGCGAGUGUAGGAGGCUUGAUGGGGCUGCCAUUCCACGAAGUUUACUGUGCCAGCAAGUUCGCCCUCGAAGGUCUGUGCGAGAGUCUAGCAAUCCUCCUGCCGCUCUUUGGAGUCCACGUGAGUCUCAUCGAGUGCGGGCCGGUGCACACGGCCUUUUAUGAGAAGCUAGAGGGUGGCCCAGGCGGGGCUCUGGAGCGUGCAGAUGCCCGGACCCAGUGCCUCUUCACGCACUACCAGCGUAGCUAUGAGCAAGCUCUGAGCGAGGCGCAGGACCCAGAGGAGGUGACGGAGCUCUUCCUGACCGCACUUCGAGCCCCGCGGCCAGCGCUGCGCUACUUCUCCACCGACCGCUUCCUGCCACUGGCUCGACUGCGCGCAGAGGAUCCCAGCGGCAGCAGCUACGUCACCGCUAUGCACCGCAAGGCCUUCGCUGAUCUGCAGGCGCAGGAGGGCCCUGAAGCUGGGGCCAGCGCCCCUGGGGACCAGGAUGCGACCUCCAGUGCCCUCAUUUGCCUCCCAGGGUGCGCGUCCCCUAGGGUGGCAUCUGAAUUGUGUUGGCCUGCAUCGGAUAAACCGGGUCAGGAUAAACCAUGUUACCAGCAAAAGAGCUAAGAGACAAGGUCUCCUUUUUCUUAUUUUAGAAUUUGUUUUGCUUUGUUUUGGGCA
Messenger RNA from Onychomys torridus (southern grasshopper mouse), 1549 nucleotides. RefSeq names its product hydroxysteroid 17-beta dehydrogenase 1 (gene Hsd17b1). Gene Ontology annotation, molecular function: estradiol 17-beta-dehydrogenase [NAD(P)+] activity. Gene Ontology annotation, biological process: estrogen biosynthetic process. The record is from RefSeq and is a predicted model, not a curated record. Gene Ontology annotation, cellular component: cytoplasm. NCBI's taxonomy places the organism in Eukaryota, Metazoa, Chordata, Mammalia, Rodentia, Cricetidae. The coding region runs from base 374 to 1495 and encodes 373 amino acids. The transcript is spliced from 5 exons.